GCUGAAAGGUGAAAUGAAGUGUUAGCGUUAGCAGUGAAAGAAGCUGUGAGGGGACAGUAAACAGAUAUUUUGUCGAAAUAAAUUUCCCAUUUCGUCAAAAAUGUCGAGUAUUUCCAAUGUGGAAAAUCUUUCACCACAGACAAUACGACUGGUGUCAAAAGAAUUGGGUGAACUAACAAAAUCACCCCCCGAAGGAAUCAAAGUAUUUUUAAAUGAAGAAGAUAUUACUGAUAUUCAAGCAUCUAUAGUUGGGCCUGCUGGCACGCCAUAUGCUGGUGGAUUAUUUCGAAUGAAGUUGGUACUUGGCAAAAACUUUCCUUCAGAACCUCCAAAAGCAUAUUUUCUCACAAAAAUAUUUCACCCAAAUGUUGCAAGUAAUGGUGAAAUAUGUGUAAAUACAUUGAAAAAAGAUUGGAAAGCUGAACUGGGAAUAAAACAUAUACUCCUUACGAUAAAAUGUUUAUUAAUCGUACCAAAUCCUGAAUCUGCAUUAAAUGAAGAGGCAGGAAAAUUAUUAUUAGAACAAUAUGAUGAUUAUUCUUCAAGAGCUAAAAUGUUUACAGAAAUUCAUGCACAGCAACCUAUCAAGAUUGGAAAAGAAAUCGAUUUACCUCAAGAAAGUGUCAGUGAAGGGCCGAUGGCUAAAAAACAUGCAGGUGAUAAAAAAUUAAUGGACAAGAAAAAACGUGAGAAAAAGAAAGUGCUCAAACGAUUAUAAGAAUCAUAUAGACGAUAAUCAUUUCAUCUCAUGUGUAAUCAUGCUGCAUUGUCCUGUGGAAGAUACGUUCUUUAACUACAGUAUUUAUUUCUUUCAUAGUUCUUAUCCAUGGUGAAAGAUGUUCAUGUGUAAUUAAAAGAGUAAAAGGGAUUGUAAAGAGAUUUCCUAAAUUUUUUAUGUGUAUUGGGAACAAUGAUAGUAUCAAUUUGCACCAUUCCAAUUCACAGUCAGACGUAUGCGGUUCCUGAAAUUCUUCUAAAACUAAGUGUUUGAUGACUUCACUAAUUGCAAAUGGCCCUAUGUGAUAAAGCAUAUUUCGCGAUUCACAACUUCUGAUUUGUAGAUUUGCAGGAACCACAGACAUUUGACUGAAAAAUGGAAUGAUGCAAAUUGGUGCUAUCAAUGACCCUGAUACACGUGAAGAAUUUAGAAAACAACCUUACUGUCUCUUUGAAUUCACCAUGUAAUCCAUAAUGUGCAACUAGUUGUAAUAUCCGUCUACAAAUUCUCAACAUAUAACCAAAUGCAAUUCCACCAUACAAUGAUAUGAGAUACAAAUUGGUCAAAUCAGAAUUCUGAGUUCUGUGAAAUUAAAGCUAAAAUCUCGGGACCUUUUAUAUAUUUAUUUAUUUUAUGUACAGAAAUACUGAAAGGCAUCUAUUUAUUUACAUGU
Lottia gigantea (owl limpet) is the source of this 1391-nucleotide messenger RNA. RefSeq lists its product as hypothetical. The coding region runs from base 101 to 718 and encodes 205 amino acids. The transcript is spliced from 5 exons. The record is from RefSeq and is a predicted model, not a curated record. NCBI's taxonomy places the organism in Eukaryota, Metazoa, Mollusca, Gastropoda, Lottiidae.